Echinops telfairi (small Madagascar hedgehog) is the source of this 2756-nucleotide messenger RNA. It is a transcript of the gene CRY2, whose product is annotated as cryptochrome circadian regulator 2. NCBI's taxonomy places the organism in Eukaryota, Metazoa, Chordata, Mammalia, Afrosoricida, Tenrecidae. The coding region runs from base 1 to 1782 and encodes 593 amino acids. Gene Ontology annotation, cellular component: nucleus; cytoplasm. The transcript is spliced from 12 exons. The record is from RefSeq and is a predicted model, not a curated record. Gene Ontology annotation, biological process: entrainment of circadian clock by photoperiod; negative regulation of DNA-templated transcription; circadian regulation of gene expression. Gene Ontology annotation, molecular function: FAD binding; DNA binding.
AUGGCGGCGGCAGUGGGCACAGCGGCCUUGGCGGCCACGGCGCCGGCCCCGAACAAGGACGGCGCGUCCUCUGUGCACUGGUUCCGCAAGGGGCUGCGACUUCACGACAACCCGGCGCUGCUGGCAGCCGUGCGCGGGGCGCGCUGCGUGCGCUGCGUUUACAUCCUGGACCCUUGGUUCGCGGCCUCCUCCUCAGUCGGGAUCAACCGCUGGAGGUUUCUACUCCAGUCCCUGGCAGAUCUGGACGCACGUUUAAGGACACUACACUCUCGUCUGUUUGUGGUCCGUGGCCAGCCAGCUGACGUGUUCCCACGGCUGUUCAAGGAAUGGGGAGUGACCCGCCUGACCUUUGAAUAUGACUCCGAACCCUUUGGGAAAGAGCGAGACGCAGCCAUCAUGAAGCUGGCCAAGGAGGCUGGUGUGGAGGUGGUGACGGAGAACUCUCAUACCCUCUAUGACCUGGACAGGAUCAUCGAGCUGAAUGGGCAGAAGCCGCCCCUGACCUACAAGCGCUUCCAGGCCAUCAUCAGCCGCAUGGAGCUGCCCAGGAAGCCGGCGGGCGCGCCGACCGGCCUGCAGAUGGAGAGCUGCCAGGCCGAGAUCCCGGAGAACCAUGCUGAGACCUACGGCGUGCCUUCCCUGGAGGAGCUUGGGUUCCCCACUGAGGGCCUUGGCCCUGCUGUUUGGCAAGGAGGGGAGACAGAAGCGCUGGCCCGCCUGGACAAGCACUUGGAACGGAAGGCCUGGGUGGCCAGCUAUGAGAGGCCGCGCAUGAAUGCCAACUCCUUGCUGGCAAGCCCCACGGGCCUCAGCCCCUACCUGCGCUUCGGCUGCCUCUCCUGCCGCCUCUUCUACUACCGCCUGUGGGACCUGUACAAAAAGGUGAAGCGGAACAGCACCCCUCCACUCUCCCUCUUUGGGCAACUCCUGUGGCGAGAGUUCUUCUACACGGCGGCCACCACUAACCCCAGGUUCGACCGCAUGGAGGGUAACCCCAUCUGCAUCCAGAUCCCCUGGGAUCGCAACCCCGAGGCGCUGGCCAAGUGGGCCGAGGGCAAGACUGGCUUCCCCUGGAUCGACGCCAUCAUGACCCAGCUGCGGCAGGAGGGCUGGAUCCACCACCUGGCCCGGCAUGCUGUGGCCUGCUUCCUCACCCGAGGGGACCUCUGGGUCAGCUGGGAGAGCGGGGUCCGGGUGUUUGAUGAGCUGCUCUUGGACGCGGACUUCAGCGUGAACGCGGGCAGCUGGAUGUGGCUGUCCUGUAGCGCCUUCUUCCAGCAGUUUUUCCACUGCUACUGCCCCGUGGGCUUCGGCCGCCGCACGGACCCCAGCGGAGACUACAUCAGGCGCUACUUGCCCAAGCUGAAAGGGUUCCCCUCCCACUACAUCUACGAGCCCUGGAACGCCCCUGAGUCUGUCCAGAAGGCAGCCAAGUGCAUCAUUGGCGUGGACUACCCUCGGCCCAUAGUCAACCACGCCGAGAGCAGCCGGCUCAACAUCGAGCGGAUGAAGCAGAUCUACCAGCAGCUCUCCCGCUACCGGGGCCUCUGCCUCCUGGCGUCUGUCCCGUCGUGCGUGGAAGACCUCAGCAACCCAGUGGCUGAGCCCAGCGUGAGCCAGGCUUUGAGCAUGAGCAGCACAGGCCCACGGCUGCCCACUAGCCGCCCCACUUCCCCCAAACGCAAGCUGGAAGCAGCCAAGGCACCUCCUGGUGAGGACCUAAGCAAACGGGCCCGCGUGGCCAAGGCACCCCGGCCAGAGCCACCAGGCAAGGCCGUCUGAGGCUGCAGGCCCGCUGCUCCCUGAGCCGAGCCUGGGUGCCAGGCAGCACCCCUGGCAGCAGAGCACAGCCCGCGGACGAGCCGGCACGACAGACCACGAGGACAUGUGUGCGUGUGCGCGUGUGCGCCCGAGCAGGGGCGGUGUGCCUGGUGCGUGUGCAUGCAUCUGUUUACACACUGCACCCCUGGGCGCUGACUGGGCUACAGCAGAGCAGGGGUGGACGCUAGGCGGGAGACCGGAGGUGAGGAAGAGCUGGCCCCGGCAGCUGUCUGUCUGCCUCCCUGGCCUGCCCUCCUCAUGGGCCAAGGACGAGAAGGGCCACCUCUGGGCUCCUGUCAGAAGUGUGGGCGUCUUGAGGCAGCCUGAGGCCUGCAGGCUGACCUGGGCCAGUUUAGCCACCUGGUCUGGCCCCUUUCUCAACUUAAACGCCCCUGCCCCGGUCUUCCAGACCCUUCCACGGGCAUUGGGGCUGAGCCAGGGCUGUGGACAGAGCGUUUCAGCCAUCUUCAGAGGGCCCAAGACACCUGCUGUGGUGUUCCCACUAGAAGUGACCGUCUCGUCCCGUGCCAGGAAGAGAAGCCCCAGCUUAGAGGACAGGGUCUUCCACCAGGACACCAGUGACCCCCCAGCCAGGGGCCACUCUACUCUUUGUUCCAGAGGCUUCCUGGGCCUGCCUGCACUGUCAGCGUCCAAGCAGCUGCGUCAGUGGUCCCAGUAGCUAGACUUAGUGGGCCCAGGUGCCGGCCUGGGCAGCUGGCGUAGUACUCACACCCAGCACAGCCAUUGUAGGUGACCCAGAGGCCUGCAUUCUGGGAGUGGCCUAUGCACCCCACCCCACCCCUCAUGUUGACAAAAUGAACAAGGAAGGAGGAGGAGGGUGGUCUCCGAAGCCCGUUUUCCUCCCACGCUGUGGCCUGCAUGCGAGCCACAAGUGUGUGUGUGUGUGUGUGUGUGUGUGUGUGUGUGUGUGUGUG